ACUGGCGACGUGGCUGAAACACCGGGUUUCAACAGACCGGGGUGAUUCAAACAGACAAACCCGCUACUCGCUAUACUUAAACUAAAGCUGCUUCUAGACUUCAAACGCCUCUAACAAGUAUUUUAUUUUAAACACUUGGACUACCUCACGGUGUAACCAUGUCGGGAAAGGUGAAGAGCCGAAAUGCCGCAAACGCAGACGGUAUAGCCGGUGGUGUGUCCUGUGAUGAGCGCAUCUUACGGGAUAUUCAUCAAAUGUACAUGGAUUCAGAGAGCGGAUUGAUUCAAGUGGCUGAAUCUGUUGGUGUGAAAUUGCUACCACCCAGGAAAAAAAUCACAGUGCUGCUGAUGGGCAACCACUCGGCUGGGAAAAGUUCCUUCAUUAAUUGGUACGUGGAGGAGCACAUCCAGCGCACUGGAGUGGCCAUUGAGACCCAGGGAUUCAGUUUUGUCACAAGUGGCCGCAAGAGAGAAUCUCUCACGGGAAAUGCAACACUUCACUUAUAUCCUCACUUCAAGGCUCUGCAAGAGUUUAAAGGUGUAACGGAGUAUUUGAGCACAGAGAUCUGCACGUCCCGACAGAAACGGUUCAGCCUGGUGACGUUUGCCGAUUCCCCAGGUUUGGUAGAUGGUGACAUGAAAUAUCCAUUUGACGUGGACGAAGUUAUCCUGUGGCUUGGUGACCUUUGUGACCUUAUUCUGGUCUUCUUUGACCCCAUGGGUCAGGCCCUGUGCAAGCGCACGCUCAACAUCGUCGAAAGCCUGAAUGAAAAACACAGCGAUCGACUGCGUUUUUAUCUGAGCAAAGCUGAUGAAGCCGGCGGAGAGUCAGACAGACAGAGAGUAAUGAUGCAGAUUGUGCAGGAGCUCUGCAAGCGGCCAGGGCUCAACAAAUGUGGGUUUGAGAUGCCCACCAUCUACAUUCCCAACCCGAACAAGCCCAGCCGCUGUGUGAACCAGAUCGAGGACGUUUGUCGUACGAUCGAGAAGACCAUCAACCAGACGGUUCAGAAUACGCUCAACUCUCUGGAGAGGGACUGUGAGCUCAUUGGCGAGGCCGUCGCAGAUAAACUCAAUAAUGACCGACAGACCAGUUUGGAGAACAGACGAGCGCGUUGUAAGAGCUGCUUCCUGACCCUGCUGGGUUUCAGCGUCCCUCUGGCUUUGUUGGCUCUGCUGAUCCUUGGCUCUGUGUCUCGGGAGCUUCUGGAGAUGGCACUGGGCCAUGAAGGCACUGAGGCCCUCUCACUCUACCUGACUCCCAUAGUGAGAGUAUACGAGUCCCUGACUGGAGAGCAGCAGCUCUACGUCUGCGGCGGCCUGGUCCUUUUGUCCUUCCUCCUGCUCAUCUUGGCACGCUUCUCCUUCAGGACUCGCUCGACUCUUUCGGGCAAACAGAAGCGGCAGCUUCAGGAGAAGCUCGAAUAUGUUCAGGAGGUGGUGAAGAGCAAAAAGAAAAAGCUGUAUGAAGAAUAUUUACGCCAGAGCGUCAGCGAUCACGACAUGGACUUGUGAGGAAAACGAUGGACAUUCCCACCAUGAUCUGGGACCUUUAUUAGCCACGGUUUUACACCAAAUGACAAGUCGCACAAAACCAGCCAGCCAUUUGUUAAUUUUUAUUAAAAUCGUUUUCAGAGUUUACCUGUUGGACCAUGUUGAAGCUGUUACAAACACUACCUGCAGACCAGAUGAAUAUUGUUACGGAUUAGUUCUUGUUAGCACUUGUAUCCUGUGCCUCUGCUCAACUCUAAGGAAUUCAGGAAAAUGCCACUUUUCAAAAAAAGCUCCCCAACUAUUUAUACUAACACGAAGCACUGAUUUCCAUGAGUCACUUUGUAUGAAGACAUUUACCAGCAUUUUCUACAAUGAUUUCCAGUUCUGUAACUAUCA
Nematolebias whitei (Rio pearlfish) is the source of this 1889-nucleotide messenger RNA. RefSeq lists its product as uncharacterized. The transcript has 12 exons. The record is from RefSeq and is a predicted model, not a curated record. Lineage: Eukaryota; Metazoa; Chordata; Actinopteri; Cyprinodontiformes; Rivulidae. The coding region runs from base 159 to 1514 and encodes 451 amino acids. Gene Ontology annotation, molecular function: GTPase activity; GTP binding.